CACAUUGUGCUGAAGUGCUGUUCAGUACUGUUGGCAUACUUGGUUCUUUUGAUCCUUCUCUUUGAAACUAUCAAGAUGUCGAAAAGAGGACGUGGUGGAUCGGCCGGAGCCAAAUUUAGGAUAUCUUUGGGUCUACCGGUUGGUGCAGUUAUUAAUUGCGCUGAUAAUACUGGAGCGAAGAACUUGUAUGUAAUUGCAGUCCAAGGAAUUAAGGGCCGGUUGAACCGCCUUCCAGCAGCGGGAUCUGGUGACAUGAUUGUAGCGACUGUUAAGAAGGGAAAACCUGAACUCAGGAAAAAGGUGAUGCCUGCCGUGGUUAUACGGCAAAGGAAACCAUUUCGUAGGAAGGAUGGUACAUUUAUAUAUUUUGAGGAUAAUGCAGGAGUUAUCGUCAAUAACAAGGGCGAGAUGAAAGGCUCAGCUAUUACAGGACCAGUUGCAAAAGAGUGCGCGGAUCUUUGGCCAAGAAUUGCCUCUAAUGCCAGUAGUAUUGCGUAACUUAUCCUGUAUAAAUAUAUUGUCCUUUACAAAAUAAAUCUGAAAAUAAAUCCAUUGAG
Linepithema humile (Argentine ant) is the source of this 557-nucleotide messenger RNA. It is a transcript of the gene RpL23, whose product is annotated as ribosomal protein L23. Lineage: Eukaryota; Metazoa; Arthropoda; Insecta; Hymenoptera; Formicidae. Gene Ontology annotation, cellular component: cytosolic large ribosomal subunit; ribosome. Gene Ontology annotation, biological process: translation. The record is from RefSeq and is a predicted model, not a curated record. Gene Ontology annotation, molecular function: structural constituent of ribosome; large ribosomal subunit rRNA binding.